UUAUGAUUGUUUUCCUUCGAUGUUUAACUUCUACUUCUAGUGGCGUUUACAUAUAGAAGUAUGAUUUUUCUUUUAUAUAUGCACAUUGUUAGGCCUUACGUGUGAUACAAUAUGGAAAUUAUUAGUUUUUUAUUAUUAAUACUUUUUUUGUAACACCGUUUGUGAAAAACGGUGCCUUAAUUUUUCUGAACUUUAAAGUUUAACUUUCAACUUUAAGUUUCGAAAAUACGUUCUUUGACGUCUGAGUUUGGGUCGACUGUUAGUGUUACAACUUACAGUUUGAUUCGUUUGGACUGGGAAGUUUGAUGGUGCAGGAAGGGAAAAGUAUUUUCACAGGAGAUGGAAGGAGUUUUGUGGAAAUGGACCAACUACUGGAAUGGUUGGCAACCACGAUGGUUUGUACUCGAUAAUGGCAUUUUGGCCUACUACAAGUCUCAGGAAGAAGUCAAUCAAGGGUGUAAAGGCUCGGUUAGAUUAUCAGCUUGUGAGAUUGCAGUACACCAGACUGAUCAAAAACGUCUUGACUUGGUGAUCCCUUCUGAACAACAUUUUUACCUACGAGCAUCAUCUCCACAAGAACGACAGCAGUGGCUGGUUGCCUUGGGAAGUGCCAAAGCUGCUCUCAGUUCCCAGCAAAAGUCACCAGCAGGCAAGGCAGGGCCAGAUAAUCUAAAGAUGAAAAAAUCGGAGUUGAGGCUUUACUGUGACCUCCUGAUGCAGCAGGUUCACACAAUAACAUCGUCAGUUCAAGAACAAGAUGUUGCACCUGAUGUGGAGAAAAUGAAUGAAGCUGCUGAACUGCUGAGUGCCACUUGUGACACCUUUAUUAAAACUCUAGAGGACUGUAUGAAAAUUUCUAAUGCCAGUUUCACGUAUGAACUUCCUCAUCAACAUGUUAAAGAUUCGGCUCUACCUUCAGAAACUGCUGCUAUCCCCGUUGGGCCACCCGUUGUUCCUACUUCAUUACAAAACACAAAGAAGGCCAACAAAUUGCCAGUAGGUGUUACAAGAUCCAAUUCAUCUGAUAGGUAAGCCUUCAAAAGUGACAUCCCAUUGUUGACCCUUUAUUAAACCUGCCAAUCACUUCAUAACUUCGUAGAAUGACAUGUAUUGAUAUUGAAACCAUCAUCGUUUUGAUCACACCAAUUGUUACUGAUUGAAGUAAUCUACACUUUUUUCUAGCCAGUGUCUUCUGUUGACAUUUUUUUUUAAGUUGUACCAAAUUUUAUAGUGAUGAGAAAUAACUCUUGGGGAAUUUUCGUUUUGGUUUUGAUGCAAAGAAGAUUUUGUCAAUCAGAAUGCGAGUAAGUGAUAUAUAUUUACAGAUGUUUGGGUAGGUUUAUGUUUGUAAUGGGAAUCAGGGUCUUGUUUAGAGUAGUCAUUGUACCAUAUUUAGAUAGAUGAACAUGUAAACAAGUAUACUGAGCAAAGUAGAAGUAAUUUUGGUUAAUUUUCAAGCUUUUAUAAAGCCUUGAAUUUACAGCUAUGAUUUAUGGUGACUUUGUGAGAAUGUUUGCCAUUGUCUUAGUGUAGUUGUACCACAAUAUCUUGUUUGUUUACUUGUAUUUUUUAAACUAAUUAUCUUACCCAGAAUAAUAUAUUGUUUGAAUGAACAUGGCUGAUGUUUGAGAAUGUUGGAGAAUAAGAUUUAAACUUCUGAUAAAAUUUAAGUUAUUCUUUCAAUCAAACAAUGGUCUGACCUGUUUGACCAGUCCAUCUGAAUAAUCUUAUAUUUUAUAUAGUAGUUGUAUUAGUUUUUUCUGUCUGUGUUUUUGAAUUGGUGGGAACUAGUAUUUAAAUGUGGGAAAUAUGUCCACAGUGGGAAACAUUGCAUAAUUUUAGAUUGUUGAGAAUAACUUCUCCCAAAAAGCUCUACAGCAAAGAGAAAAAAAGGGCUGAUACAUUAAAAAAGUGUGUCAUCUGUAAAAUUAAACACGAAGAUUCAUCUUGUAUUAGAAACAAAAUUCUGUCAUUUAACUUGAGCCUGAAGGAGAACAAAUCAAUGUAACAUACUGCAGUACAGUGUACAUUAGGCCUUAGUUCCAUCUUGUUACUUAUGUGAAAAUAGAUGAAUGUUACUCAUAUGACAACAUAAAAAAAAAAGUGUUCUUUUUUGUCUCCAUCCAACACUUCUGCACCAACACUGGAAGUCCUGACAAGUUAAAAAUGGAUGACAUUUUGAUUACUCAGUAUAUUUCUAGGUGUAGAUGAGUUAAGCAUUGAUGUUAACUUGGUGUUAUUAAAAUGAAGAGCUGUCUGUUAACAACACAAUAAAAAAUGUUCCUCUCUCUCUUUCUUUCAAAAUUAAUCUUUGUUUGUUUUCAGUAUCUUUUGGUAAUUGAAAGCUAAAUAUUUCAUUGCAAGAACACAAACAUAAGCUAUUGUUGGAGCAGUAAUUCUUAGUAUAAAUAGCUUCCGUUUUGAAUUACCCAUUGUUGUUAAGAAUACAAUUAAUUUAAUCCAUAUGGAUUUUGUGUGCUGUCAUGUAGUAAUUCUAGCAUGUGAACAGUCCAAAGGAGCAAUUGAUUCCUGACAGCUGUUACAAUGUCUCGGGUGAUGCUAAACAGGUUUUCUUGUUCCCACAGUACACACACACAAAUUUGGCCACAUGCUUAGGUGAGCCCUUACGAGUUCUCGUGAACUUUUCAUUAUCCCAGUGGAUUAUUAUCAAGGUUAGAAAGUGUUAGCAAGUUUGGCUUGAGUUAUUCUUCAUGAACCUUCCAGUGGAUCAAGAUUAGGAAGUGGGAGUGGCACACAUAUUUCACUUGUGGUGUUUUUCCUUUUGAAAGUGCAACAGAAUUAGGCUGAAAUGUUGUACACAGAAGGUAAAUUCAGCCAGUGGAGAUUUGAACUGCUGAUGUAGCAUUUGAUGUGGUCUAUGGCAGUCCAGCUUUCUCCAUUAUGUUCAAUAAGUUGAUGUGAAUCCAUCCAAGUUUGUGAAUGACAGUCAAGGUACCACUCUUAUUAAAAAGUUUUAUUUCUCUGAAGAAGUGAAGUACUUUUCCACUUUCAUCAACACUUCUGUUCGUUUGAGGAUCAUUGUUGACCAUUUGUAGAGCCUAAUGAAUCAUCACCAGGGAAGGGCCUAGAGCAGAUAUAUAUAUGAAACAGCACAGAUCUGUGAAGUAGUAUUAUAAAAUGGUUAAGAGUCAUAUGAAUCAUCACCAGGGAAGGGCCCAGAGCAGAUACAGUAACAUAUGAAACAGCACUGAUCCACUAAGUAUUAUCAUAAAAUGGUUGCUGCAGUGGCACCAGCUGGUCCAGUUGUUUCCAUUCAAAUCUAAUAUCAUGUAAGUUGGUAUAAGUAAAGUGUGCUGCACAAUUUUAAUAGCAGCUUUUUUUUGUUUGAGUUGAUAAUCUGAAAUGUAUAAUUUCAUCUAUUUGGAAUGUCUAGAAGAAGUUGUUGCUCCGGAAGGUCCUUUUCCUUUUGAACUCUUGGAAACAUUUUGUAGGUUUGGCAGCUGUGGUUGAAGUGCUUACAAGAUCGUGACAUUGACACACAACUUCACUGAUUCCUCUGACUGACACACGGACCAUAUUUAAUUGCCAGCACUUUGUCAACAAGCUUCUCUGUGUUGUGACCAGUAAAUGGAAUAGCACCCAGCAUCAGACUCUACAGGACCCCCACUUGUAGUGGACAGUUAAGGAUAUGUAUGGCUGAAUACACUUGAUCUCCAUGUAUCAAAUAUUUUGCAAUAACUGUCAAUACCAUGUUGCACAUUUUCUGCCUUUUUUUUUUCACUCUACAACAGUGAAAUAUCUGCAUCCAUAGUCUUACAUAAAGGUACAAUAAACCUGGGCUUCAGUGUAAACGAGUAUUGCAAAUCUUAACAUUUCUUGCAAAAUUCUUAUGUAAUCUUGAGGCUGUUCUUUUUGUAAUACGAAGUGGAUCGGAAAUUAAUUGAGAUAAAGGACUCGUUAUGGCCCUCUGGUGUAACGAUGGUGCUAUUACCAUUGGGUUUGUUAUGACUUGUUUUAUUUGACCAGUCAAUGCCCCCUUUUCCCAAAAUUUCCCUGGGAAACAUUGUUAUGAUAGAGAAUUUAUGCACAGUUAGUUAUCAACACAAUCUAAAACUGAAUUUACAGUAUCAAAGAAUGAAUUAAACAAAUAUAUAAUGAUUUCAAUAAACAGUAAUAUAGUGUAUAAUAUUUUAUUUCCUAUGGCAUAACGAUUCCAAGACAACUACAGACGGGUUACAAUUGACAUUCAUUGAAAUACAAUAAAACAGAUUAAACUUGAAAUCCCAUAUAACACGAGUUGUAAGAUUUCUUUAAACGUUUAGUGUAAUAACUUUCAGCAGGAAGACUGGUGAAAAUCAACCAAAGGAAAUAUUUCCUCUCAACAGAUUAAAUGUAUAAGUUAAAACUGGUAUCAGUGAUAGUUUCUAAAUGAAUUAAGAAAACAGACGAAUAAUGGGGUCAUUUGCAUCCUUGAUAGCUAAAUUAAUAAAAAAGUAAGUAAAUAAAGUACCACAAAAAAUACCGAGUUACAUUCAUCAAA
Messenger RNA from Limulus polyphemus (Atlantic horseshoe crab), 4501 nucleotides. Its product is annotated as pleckstrin homology domain-containing family A member 3-like. Gene Ontology annotation, biological process: endosome organization; receptor recycling; retrograde transport, endosome to Golgi. Gene Ontology annotation, cellular component: recycling endosome; trans-Golgi network; early endosome. NCBI's taxonomy places the organism in Eukaryota, Metazoa, Arthropoda, Merostomata, Xiphosura, Limulidae. The record is from RefSeq and is a predicted model, not a curated record. The coding region runs from base 340 to 1032 and encodes 230 amino acids. The transcript is spliced from 7 exons.